UAUACGAGUACAUAUAUACAUAUGCAUAUAUAUAUAUAUAUAAAUAUAUAUAUAUAUACAUAUAUAUAUUAUAUAAAUAUAAGUAUAAUAGUGUAUUUAAGUACCAACUUAAUAUAUAUUUAAUAUAAAGCUCAUCAAGCUAAGUAAUAAAAAAGAGCAAAAAGAUGAAGACGAAUAUAUACAUCGAAAUUAAUUUUUAAAUUUUUGUGCAGAUUUUUAUUAGUUAUAUAAUGAAAAGGUCCUGGUGGAUUGAAAGAAAACAGAAUAUACAGGGUGUUUCGCAUAAGGACAUUUUCAGAGAUGAUUCUUUGAUCAAUUUCCUGCAAAAAAUUGUAUGGGUGGUGCAGAUAUAUUCGUUUUCGAGCUUCAGCCUGCUGAAAAAAAAGGCACCAGAUUUCUUCUGCAUACAAAUAAAUGCUUAUAACUUUGGAAACAUGCAACAUACUGUUAUCAUUGUUCGCUUGUUUUAUAGGCGAUUGAUCGUUCCUUAUUUUUGUGCUUACAAUUGAGUUGAUUUGAGCUAUAGUUUUCCAGGGACUCCAAUCACAAAAUGUGUUGACAGUGAGAUAUCAAGCCGGCAUGAUUCAAAAAAGACUGCAGAAUUUCUUCUUAAUUUAGACUUUGUCAUUUUGUUCUUCAAUCAAGUUACGGAAACAUCAACAAUAUAAAAUACUUGUGAAGUUAUAGCAGAUUAGCAUUCGCAUUCCAAUAGUGGUAGUGAAAUAAGGCACUCUCAUGAUAUACAAACGUUUAAAAUAUCGUUAUCGACUUGAAUUUUUAUUCUUAUUCAUAUUAUGUGUUUGUACAUGAAAUUUGCGUGCUAUGUUUGUGAUGCUGCCUGUUCUUUCUCAACAUACCGUUUAUGAACGGCUAAGAGUCUUAAGGACGACAAAUAUUAUAACUGUUUUAUCAACAGCACUUACAACAGACAAUACAUCGUUCAGGUUAGGAAAAGUUGCAACGGUAAAUAGAAACGGUAUUUUAUUAAAAUUAAGAAUAAUUGUCCAAUUGAACCAAAAGCCGUCAUCAAUUUUAUCUUCCUCUAUACUUCAAAAUGGAUGUAAAAAUUUAAAUACAGUGUUAAUCACAGAAAAUAAUGUGAAAAUCUAUUUCCAAACGAUAGUUUUAUCGAAAAAUUGUGAAAAAAUUAAUAAAAUUGAUAAAACUUUGAGAGAUAACGCUAUUAAAAAUGUUUUGUAUCGAACAAAAUAUGAUAUUCUGAAUGAAAACUUUUCACUACAAAUACCGCAAGGAACAAAAGUGAAUAUUUUUGAAUUCGUAAUUAACUUGGAUCUAGUUAUAUGGUUUGGCUGCAGGGAUUAUAACAACACUAAGAUAAACAUUUUAGUUUAUUACUUUAAUACAAAAACUCAUGAAAAUUGCAAUGAAUUUAUUAUAAAUUUUAAGGCAGUUGCACUAGUGGAAUCUAUUUUGGAAGUUUCCCGAUAUUAUCAAGAUUUUCGAUGCAAAAGAAACAACAGCGAUAAAAAUAAUUCUAAAAUUUAUAAUCACGGUUAUAAUAUUAAUAAUAUUAAAAUUAAAACGAAUAUUGAUAGUAACUACAAAGAUGUAACAUGCAAUAUCAUUUGUUCUAUAAGAAAAACUAUCGAAAACAAGUAUUACUACAAAAAAGAUAUUAGAGAAGAUAUUCAUAACAGUGUUAAAAAAAACAUUUUUUAUAACAAUCUUAAUAAAAGUCGAUAUAAUAUUUGUGGUUUUAGUAAUUUUGACAAACAGAAAAACGGUCGCUAUAGUGAAAUUCUUUAUCAGAGCAAAAAAAAAUGCUUCCAUGUGAAUUGUGCUGGAUUUAAUAUCAAAAUUAGUAAUAAAUUAAAAAAUGUUGAUUAUAAAAUAACUAAAAUAUACUGUCAAAUACUUAAAAAUGAACAUUUGAUAAUAUUUUUGAAAAUUAGUUUAAAUGAUAUUCGCAUGUGGAAAACAAGACAAUCUGAGAAAAUUAACGUGCAGUGCAUAAAUAACGAAAAAUUAAAAAUUCUUAAGCGAUAUAAGGUUAACGAUUUCUACUUUUCAAUAACGAAAGAAAAAAAAAAUAUAAAAAGCAAUAGAAUCGCUAGUGAUUGUUAUUUCUCAUUUUAUAACAAAAUAGUAACAACCAUCAGGAAUAACACACAAUUUUUUCUACCCGAAAAAUUACAUUAUCUUAAAAAUAUUUGCGUUAAACAGAUCGAGUUUGCUGUUCUAUUCAACAAUCUAAAAACUGUGAGAACUAUAAUUGGCAUAUAUUUUAGUAAAAGUAAAAUUUCUAUGAACCCUAUGAACAACAAAGGGCUUCCAAGCGAUACGCCGGACAUUAAGGCCAUGCGGUAUUAUAGAUUGUGGAUAUACACUUGCAAUGCCGCUCUGCUUUUGGGUGUAAUUAUAUUCUGUGGUGCUGCUGGAAAAGUAUUAAUGGCGGAGUAUAAAAGAUUAUUAAUAAACGAUUUAAACUUAGGUCAACCAAGUUUUAUUUAUGCGUAUUUAGCACUUUUGAUGCAAUCUGGAAUAAACAAUAUGCGUUCUCUGUACAAAAACAUAAGAACGCUAUCAAAUAAUCCCAAGAAGCGAAGUCAACCGAUCAAAGGCAAGGAAGGUCGGCCGCUCCCAUCCACGCAAGAGCAAUUACAAAGGGGAAGUCAACAAUGGCGAGCAGCGAUACCAGCAAGAACAGCAAACACAAGAAAACAGCGGCAACGCCAACAGAGUAAAUCUGGGCCCGCCAAACAAAAGAGAAAUAAUUGAUGCCAUCCACAAAUUGAAAAACAACAAAGCAGAAGGUCUCGGUGGAAUACCAGCAGAACUCUUGAAGGCGGGCGCUAACUCAAUAGCGAGAUUAUCCGUCUGAUACUCAACACAAUAUGGUGCACGGAGAAUAUACCAAGAAGCUGGAAAAGUGGCAUCAUAAUAAAAAUUCCAAAAAAUUGUGACGUAUCUGAAUGUCGAAAUUGGGGAGGUAUUACAAUAUUGAACUCUGUUGUCAAACUGUUAGCACUCAUAAUCUACACAUGAAUAGAAGUAGAAUAGAAGUGGGCCUCAAAGAGGAACAAGCGGGCUUCAGAAGAGGGCGAAGCUGUGUUGAUCGGGCUAACACAGUAAGAAUAAUCAUAUAACAGUCAGUUGAGUGGACUUGUACGUCGCUUCGUGGACUUUGAAAGGGCCUUCGAUACGAUUGACCGAGAAGCAUUGUGGCGCUCCCUAACAAGUAGGGGAAUUCCUCGAAAGAUAACAAGCAUAAGUAGAGCACUAUAUGAAGAUGCGGAAUUGGCAGCUCUUCAUCGUGGGCGACUGAGCGACCCAAUAGGAAUAAGAUGGACCCUCACAAAUAGAUUGGAAGAUCUGGGAUAUGAUAUAGUUCUUCUCACACACACACACAGCGAAAUGCAAGAAAAAAUAAGAAGCCUGGAGUAAAAUGCUGCGGAAGUAGGUCUUUGUAUAAACACAAACAAGACAAAAUGCCUAAUUAAUAAUUAAAGAACAAUGAUCCCUCUGCAGAUAAUUAACAAGAACAUAGAGGAUGUCUCCGAGCUCUGCUACCUGGGUAGUAUAGUUACUAGAGAUGUGGGUGCUGAAGGAGGUAUAAAGAACAGAUUUAGGCUUGCUAGGGGGGCAUUCGGGAGACUGUGGACGGUUCUCUCCUGUAUGGCAGCGAAACAUGGUUAGUUGAGAAGAUUUAUAUAGAUUAGAUGCAGACCUUCAUAAAUAGAUGCCUACGAAUAUUAUGCGGAAUAUUCUGGCCGAGAACUAUAAGCAAUAAGGAUCUCUGGGAACUAACGGGGCAGGAACCAGUAUAUGCCCAGAUCAGACGAAGGAAAUGGGGCUAUAUAGGCCACACACUCCGGAGGCCAGUAAAUAGCAUUCCAUGAAGCGCCCUUGAAUGGAAUCCGCAAGGUAAAAGGAGAAUAGGCAGACCCAAAGAAACAUGGCGCAGAUCAGUAGAAAAAAAGGUGAGGGGCCAGUAAAACAUGGUCCGAAAUAAAAGAAAAAUAGAGUCAGAUGGCGAAGAUUAAUAUUCUGUUCCUGCUUAAACCAUUUCUUAUUUUGAAAAUGUAUUCCUGUAUGUUUACUUUUAAUAAUAUUCAAAGCUGUUUGCAAACAUAUCGAAAGCCUUAAAAAAAACUCGUUAGGAAACUUUGAAAAAAAUAUACAUACAUGCUUAUGUACGUAUAUGUAUUUAAAAUUUUCGCGAAUUUUUCUUUUCUAUUGUAACGAUAUUUUUUGAAAAUUUUUCUUAAACUUUUAAAGCAAUAUUUAUCUGUUACGUUAUAUAUUAAAAACAUAAAAUAAAAAAUUUAAACAAAAUAAAAUAAUCCAAGAGAAAAAAAAUACGAUGAUAUCCAGACAAGCAUCGAUCUAAUAACCUUCUGCUUAUCAGACUACCACGGUACGCAGUCCCUUGUAUUUACUUUCCUAAUUAUUUAUUUUAUUCAUAUUUCCUAUAACUCUUCAAAAAUCUUAUUUUUUUACAUAUAUAGCUACUUGUGGGGUGUGAAGAAGUACGGGUACUUAUAGAAGGGCUAGAGGCAUGGCACAAAGGGAAUUAGAUAGGGUUUUGCGAGUAGGGUCCCAGAAAAAGCAAGAAUUCUCUCCAAUGAUGCUUUGUGACCACCUUCUUCCACACUGAUACUACAUCUCAUGGGGGUAAUUUUUAUUUACAUUUGGUAGUAUAAAUAUUCUUUAUAAAUUGAUUUUUGGAAGUGAACAUUUGAUGCAUACUCAAAUGUAUUAGUAAGCAAAACAUACAUUAAAUUUAUUUACAAUAUUUUUUUAAGACAAAAUUUAAUAAGAAAAUAUUAUUUUUUGCAUUAAACUUUUACAAUAAAACAAUAUUUAGGGGCGGAAACUCGCUGAUAUUGAUUUGUAACGGAAAGAUUUUUUUAAUUUCACUUUAAAAAAGAACAAAAAACAUUAAUCUGACAAUUCGCAUUUUUCAGGGUUCGAACCUGCUAUACGUAUUAACUUAUAUUAUUAUCUACGUAUUACAUAAUUAAAUCUAAAAGAAGCUAAUUAUUUGUUU
Messenger RNA from Condylostylus longicornis, 5011 nucleotides. RefSeq lists its product as uncharacterized. Bases 823 to 2739 code for a protein of 638 amino acids. The record is from RefSeq and is a predicted model, not a curated record. Lineage: Eukaryota; Metazoa; Arthropoda; Insecta; Diptera; Dolichopodidae. The transcript is spliced from 8 exons.